Bolinopsis microptera is the source of this 1187-nucleotide messenger RNA. RefSeq lists its product as uncharacterized. NCBI's taxonomy places the organism in Eukaryota, Metazoa, Ctenophora, Tentaculata, Lobata, Bolinopsidae. Bases 65 to 1114 code for a protein of 349 amino acids. The record is from RefSeq and is a predicted model, not a curated record. The transcript has a single exon.
ACGUAUCUUAUCACCUCACGACUAGCUGCGAAUUUCUUAGAGAAAGUUUAAUCUGAUUUUACCGAUGUUUGUUGUGUACCUGUUACUUGUCCUGGGGGGUCAGAGUGAAGCUACAUCUGACGUUGCCGAGGGAUCCCCUCCUGACUCCCAUGAUACCUGCCACGCCCUGAAACAAGCAGCACAACAGAUCAGAAGAGAGGGGUACACUGCUAUAGACAAAGCAGACUCUAUCAGGGAGCAGGCAUAUCGGCUUAAAGAUGAAGCAUAUGAGGUUAGAGAGAGCGCAAUGGAGGCAAAGUCAGCACUGGAGACGACUCUGGUGGAGACGAUAGCUUUGGUUCGGAGUCAGAGCACUGUAACUAACCUGUAUAUCCAGGAGAUGCGGAGUACACUGAGUGAAAUUAAGAAGAAAAUGGAGGAUAUGGAGGAGAAAAUGGAGGAUAUGGAGGAGAGAAUGGAAGAGAAGAUGACAGGAAUGGAGGAGAGAAUGGAAGAGCAGGACAAAAAGGAAGAAGAUAGAUUUGCAGCUCUGGACGAACACUCCAAAACAGUUGAGAGGAAGAUAUCUGAACACGCGGCAGUCUCAAGCACCAUUUCAAGCCAUGUUUCUGAAACCCUUUCCACAGCACUCACCCUCAAGGAACGACAAAAGGCUCAGAUGUCAGAGGUACGGAUUAUCUCCUUAUACAAGAUAGCCGAACAAAUUAACACCCAUCCAGGUGGUACGUUCGACGCGGAUCUUGCAGUGGAUGGUAUGGUCACGUUUGAUAGACCUCAUUGGGCGGACAUGGCUGCCUAUACUCACACAACGAACUCCCCAGGCAGCAAAAUUUUGAUAGAGCUUGGAGGACUUUUCAGAAUAUAUAAAAUUAAGGUUUGGAAUCUGAGACACUGCUGCCAAGAGCAACUCAUUGGAGCACAUAUCUACGCAGAUGACAGACUCGUUGGCACUGUGAUUCGUGCGCAAGGAACGUACGAUUUUACGAUCGGAGAUGAGGAUCCUGUUUAUGCGAAGGAGGUUACUCUACAACAACCACUGGGACAACAGCUUCACAUUCUAGAGCUGCAAAUCUGGGGCACUGGACCCUUCUUAGAAGACGACAAAUUUGAUUAAAGAGUUGUGAGAUUUUCUAUAAAAUUAAGUUUUCGACUGUAUUAUUAACGGGAGAUACCCGUACAAUAUUAUU